UUUGUCUAUUUAAAAGUAAAACUCGGGGAUUCCGACCAGUACUCCGACUCUGGUAGCUGAUAGGAACUGCAAUUCGUUUUCCCCCCUCUCUCUCUCUCUAAAAAAAAGGGAAAAAAGUGAGAGAACUUGAUAAACUGUUUCAAACUCUGUUUACAUCUGUGUUAUAUUGAAUCUUAAGGUUUCAUUUGCAAGAGUACAGAAUAAAUCAGGCGUUCUUGAAAUUCUACUUGUAGAAGAUUUUUUUCUGUUUUGCUUUUUUAGUUCCAAAAGAGCCUGAUUCUGCGACAGGGGUGCUUGCGGUUGAGGAGUAAAAAAUUGUUUCUAUUCUUUUCAGAACUUACCAUUGCUCUGGCAUCAUGCUUUCUCUUCAGAAAGUGUUGUUUCACACUUGCUGGCUUUUGUUCUGUGUAUUUGGCCUUGCAAACUCCGCUCAAGAUGCAAGUUCAACCAACUUAGGAUUCAGUAGUCUGAAUUCUAACAGCUCCUCGGAACCAGGAGAAGGUCCACCCUUGGUUCUGAGCGUUGUCUCCAACAUGGGACGUCCACACGUCUUGCUGUUCACACUAGAAGUGAACGUAGAGUUUAAAGCAACGUAUUCAGUGUUUUGCUCGUCUCCCGAGGAUGUGUACAUUGUGCAAGCCAAGUCAGCGAAACCCAGCAUUGCAGAGUUUCUUGGUAACACGAUGUUCAACGUUUCUUGCGAACUAUCGAGGGCAUAUUUCGAGAAUUCUCCAGACGUUGCGGAAAAAAUGAUAAACUCUACUUUGGAAGCAUCCGAAACAGAAAACAAUGAGCCGGUAAAUUUUCCGGAACAAGUGUCCUACAACACAUCAACUUCUGUAGCAACUAUAACCGGUACUGCGAUCUUCAAGCUCAAAACCAACAACAUUGGACGGACGUUCGUUAUGUUUUUCGCCUUCAGAAAAGAUGGGCCGAUAUUCCAGAAUUCGACAAGGUCACCCAAAAAGAUGGAAGCUCAGAACACUGGGAACGUAGCCAGCCCUUCUCUUCCACCCAACGUGGUGGGCAAGGGUGUAAUCAUUGUCAUGCAGUUGCCCAGAGCCAUUGACAAGAUAUUUCGUACUUUGCUGUACAUUGUCAUCGUAACCGCGACAAUUGGGAUGGGGAUGAAUGUGGAGAUAGACAUUGUGAAGACUGUCAUGAAAAAACCGGUGGCUCCCAUUAUAGGAAUGUUCUGCCAAUACAUCUGCAUGCCUUUGUGUCCCCGAAUCACAGCUGUGGUUGUAAAGAUCCUAAAGCCAGCUCUGUUCAUUGUCGUGGCCUUCGUCCUGUCUGUGGGGAUCUACGCCAACAUGCACAUCUUCAAGAUGAUCAAGCCCAUGGUAGUGAUCGCUGCCUGCGCCCUUCCUUACGUGGGAUUUCUUUUGGGGGCAGUUUCUGCUCUCAUCUUUCGUCAGUCAUGGGCGCGAGUCAAGACAAUCGCUAUUGAAACUGGAAUACAGAACAUGGCCAUAGCCUUCAUCAUGCUGUACCUGGCCAUCCCGCCCCCGGACAAUCAGUUGGCUUCUGUAGCCCCCGCCGCCUCCUCCAUCAUGACCCAGAUACCGCCUCUCAUCACCGUCAUCAUCUACACCAUCUACAACCGGUACAAGAACAAGAACAAGCCUCCGUCAGACGGUGACGACAAGGCAGACGACGACUGCACCAUCUGCGAGAAUGGGGUGGAGAAAAAUGACGUCAAAUCGGAGAUAAAUGGCGUCAAAUCGGAGAAAAAUGGCGUCAUGAAGGUUAAGGACAACGACAAGGCCAAAGAAGAGGGUAAGGGUAGUAGUAGUAGUAUGGCCCAGACGUUUUUGGAGAAGCUUAUGGGGAGAGAACAUGUAAAAUCGCCUGCCGAUGAGGCUCUGAACCAAGAGAUUGUCGUGAAAACUCCUGAGGAAGAAAAACUCAUGAAAAAAAAUGUUGAUAGCAGCAGCGUUUGAGACGACGCAGUCUGUAUUGUUUUGUUUUUCAAUAAAUACUGUAUUAUUAUGAU
Aplysia californica (California sea hare) is the source of this 1996-nucleotide messenger RNA. RefSeq lists its product as uncharacterized. NCBI's taxonomy places the organism in Eukaryota, Metazoa, Mollusca, Gastropoda, Aplysiida, Aplysiidae. Gene Ontology annotation, cellular component: membrane. The record is from RefSeq and is a predicted model, not a curated record.